Messenger RNA from Scomber scombrus (Atlantic mackerel), 4369 nucleotides. RefSeq names its product nuclear receptor coactivator 4-like. Gene Ontology annotation, biological process: response to hormone; intracellular iron ion homeostasis. Bases 1597 to 3609 code for a protein of 670 amino acids. The record is from RefSeq and is a predicted model, not a curated record. Gene Ontology annotation, molecular function: transcription coactivator activity. Lineage: Eukaryota; Metazoa; Chordata; Actinopteri; Scombriformes; Scombridae. The transcript has 11 exons.
UUUGCACAUGUUAGCUCAGCUGUUAGCCGCAGAGACACAAAAUGGAGUCUUCACAUCCUGCUUAAAACAUGUUAAACAAUAUAAAAUAAAUCAUCAUGUUAUUAGUUUGUUAUAACACUAAAAAAGUCAUGACAUUAAAUCAAAAUGCGAGCUUUAAACACAACGUGACCUCCAGUUAAAACAAGAAAAACACAAAUUAUUAUAAAUAAAAGAGAAAUAUACUAUUAUAUAUAAGUUUAUUUGCUUCUUAUAAUUAGAUUUUAAUCACUUUAUAUCAGUGGUAAUAACGUCUUGUAUUGAUUUCCCCUGUUUGAGUUUGAGAGACAAAAACAAAAGUCGCUUUAAAAAACUCAAAUUUAAAGAGUUUAAAGCUGAUCUGUUAAUUUUUUACCUAAUAAACAUUAAUUUUUAAUUGUUUUAAACAUUAUUAAGGUCUAUUCUAUAAUUCGGCUUCAUUAUAACAUGAGUAUUAAUAUCAGCUGGAGCAUGAUGCCAACUUAAAGUCUUCUUAAAUUAAGUGUUUUCUUUAAUCUAGAUCUGGUUUAAUGUUGUCUGGAUGGAUUAAUAUCAGCUGAAAUAUACUGAAACCUUCACUUAAUAAUAAAAUACAAGUUAUAAUAUAAAUAUAUGAUGAUUUGUUAGUUUAUUUGCUUCUUCAAACAAGAGAUUUUAACCAUUUCAUCGAAGCAGCAGAGAGACCAAAACAAAACUCGCUUUAAAAAAACUCAAAUUUAAAGAGUUAAAGCUGGUUUGUAAAGUUUUACCUAAUUAAACAUUAUGUUUUAAUUGUUUUAAACAUUAUUAGGGUUUAUUCUUUAAUUCGGCUUCUUUAUAAACUUGCUGACAACUUUAAUUUUCCUUUUAUUCGUGUUUUUUUGAUGAUGAGGUUCUUGUCUAAUGUUGUCUGGAUGGAUGAAUAUCAGCUGAAACUUCCACUUAAAUAAUAAAAUACAAGUUAUAAGAGAAAUCUACGAUGAUAUUUUAGUUUAUUUGCUUCUUUAAAUCAUAUUUUAAUCACUUUAUCACCAUGGCAAUAACAUCUUAUAUUAAUGUUUCACUGUUUAAGAGACCAAAACAAAACUCGCUUUAAAGAAACCUCAAAUUUAAAGAGUUUUAAGCUGAUUUUUACAUUUUUACCUGAUUUAAACUUAAUUUUUAAUUGUUUUAAACAUUAUUAGAGUCUACUGUAUAAUUCGGCUCCUUUUUAAAUACAUUUUAAUCACUUUAUGACAGAGGAGAUAACAUCUUUGAGAGGCCAAAACAACACUCGCUUUAAAAAAAACCUCAUAUUUAAAGAGUUUAAAGCUGAUCUGCAAGUUUUUACCUAAUUAAAUAUAAAUUUUUAAUUGUAUUACACUUUAUUAAGGUCUAAUGUAUAAUUCGGCUUCAUUAUAAACAUGCUGACAACUUUAAUUAUCCUUUUUAUUACGUGGUUUAUUGCAGGCUGGGUGCACUCAGUGAACCUCAUGGAGAAAGUGUGUGCGCGUGCGUGUGUGUGUGUCACGUUCACUGCAGGUUAAUAUUACACAGACUUAUCAUCAGCUGCACACUGUGUCCUCUCUGUGUGUUAAUAACUAAAUAUACACAGCAUGUUUUAUGGUUGCACCGCUGUGGAGCUCGCACCGACCCUUCCUCUCCGCCCUCCCCGCCUGUGAGGACGUGCAACCCGGCCAGCAGCCAUGGCGGACAGGCGGGGGCUCGUUUCCGCAUUCCUCAGAUAGAGAACAAACACGCGCGUGCAAACCUGUUUUAUUUGGUAUGAAUGUUGAAGCAGAGGAAGCGUCGUGUUUUAACCAGGAUCAGUUUUACAGCAGCUGCAGGAUGCUGUCGGCGGAGGCGAGCGGGCUGAAGCAGUGUCUGCUGGCUCAGGAUCAGCUGGAAGGAGCCGUCAGCAGCGUGAUGAAGGCGGAGCAGCAGCUGAGAGACAACGCCAGAGAGGUGCGUGCCGAGCUGCAGAGCUGUGUGAGUCGCCAGCAGGAGGCGCUGCGCUGCAGAGAGGUUUGGUUGCUGAGUCAGAUCGAGCUGCUGGAACAACUGAAGACUGAAACUCUGCAGCAGCAACUGCACCGACUGCACUGGCUCCGCGGUCAGUUUGACGUCAUCUCUCAGCAGCUGCAGAACUCAAACAGCAACGACCUGAACAACCAGCUCACCAGCUGCAUGGAGAAGUUGUCCUCUCUGAGUCUGACACCAGAGGAAACACCUGAGAUGAGUUUCCAAGCCGACACUCGAUCACUGAGGCAAGCCAUCACCUCGUUUGGCAACGUCAGCGCUCAGCUGGUGGAGGAAGUGUCCUCUCAGAGUCCCGCCCACCAGAGAGCUCAGGUGCAGAGUUGUCCAAUCGCUGCCAAGAAACAGAAGAUGGAGGUCGGCGCUCUGGAUGACUGGCUGCUGGGAACCCGUCCAGCAAGCAGCGCUCCCAUUGGCUAUCAGUCUAGCAAGAACCCCGAGGAUUGGCUGAUGUCACACAGAGAGAGCAAGACUUCCUGUCCCGUCCUGGCCUCGGUGGACUUCCUGAAGGCUUGGGGUCAGCUGAGGGAUUUGGAGUCGUGGCUCCUGCAGGAUCGCUCCUCCACCAGCAGGGAGCGCUCCGUCAGCACCUGCAGCUCCUCCUUCUCCAUCGAGAAGAUCGACGAAUCAGAGUUCACCGAGACCAUCGACGACGAGGAGGAGGAGGAGGAGCUGGGCGACUGGCUCAUCACCCCGCCCACUGUCGCCAUGGAGACGGCCUGCGACGCCGAGCGGUGGCGGCGGGUGCUGAAGCCGUUUGAGGACAGCUGGGCGAGCAGCGAUUGGCUGGUGGAGUCGAGCCGGCCCGCCGCCGACUGCUCCUCCUGCUGCCAGACCAGCCGACCCCUGGAGAUAGAGAACCUGGGGCUGCUCAAGUGCCUGAAGACCCCCCCUGCCUCCACCCCCGUCUCCCCGGCAACCACCCCGGCGACCCCGGCCCCGGCGACCGCGGCCCCAGCAACCGCCCUGGAGGCAUGGCUGCAGCAGGAGGCGCCGCUCCAGCAGAACUGCCGGGCCAACGAGGUCUGCUCCAGCUACUCCGACUGCGUCUGCGAUGAGAACUGUGGGAAAGAAGCUCUGACCCGCUGGCUGCUCCGACAGGAUGGGAGGGACAAGAACGGCGUCCCUGUUGCCAAGAACGCCCCCCCCACCCCCACCGCCAAAAACACCCCGCCCCCCCUGCACCACAGAGACCAGGAACAGAAGGUUCAGGCCAUCCUGGAGGCCUGGCUGCACCCCACCAACACCUCCUGCAGGAGUCCUCUGCAGACCCUCGGCUCCUCUCUGUCCGGCUGGGUGGCUCCUGAGGAGGAGAAGGCCAGCAGGGAGGAGCACAGCUCUCAGUUCAAGCCUCCCUCCUCCUCCCUGUUCCAGCUGCCUCUGGAUCCAGAGCUCUGGGUGCUUCCAGAGAAGAGCUGCAGUACUGCUCCGAGCUCAGUGGCUCCGUCCAGCCCGGCCGAGGAAGAGGAGGAUAAAUGGCUGCUGAGGAAGAGGAGUCAGGCUCAGGAGCGGAUGGCCUCCGUCUGUGAUUUGUUCUCGUGUAUGAAAGUGGGCGGAGACAAAGAGAAAUGGCUCCACAAGGCUCCCAUACAGAUGUGAUGAAGACGAACGCUCUGAUUCGUCCGGAUGUUUCUUCUUCUCUCCGUCACUUUAUCGCUGAUCAGCGCACACGAUGACAUCAUCAUCACCGCCUUCUUCCUGUGACAUCACCGCCGCUCACCUCCAAUCAGGAUCAGGGACAGCCAAACGAGGGCGGAGCUAAUUAGUUAAUUAAAUGUAUCUCGCUAAGAAUGAUUAACAGCUCCCAGCAUGCAGUUUGUAACAGCUGAUCCUGACAGGAAGUGAGGGGGCGGAGUCACGUGGGUGGGCGGGGCUAAUGUUAGCUAAAGUAGCUUUUUAUUUUAAUCAAAUGUAUUUUAAUCUUUAAUCAUUUAACGCUCGUUCCUGAUUGGUGGAAUUUCCCUCCAUUGUUUUUUUUUUCCCCUCCUUUUUUCUCUGAAGCGUCUGAUUGGUUGGUUUUCUCCCAUGCUCACCUGCAGAGUUCUACUACCUGUCCAGGCUGCCGGCUGCUCGCAUCACUUCCUGUUGCCUCUCAGCUGAUUCAGAUUUUUUUUGUGACAGUCACUUCCUGUUUCCUGUAUUUUAUUUUAUUUAUCUGAAAGUUUGUAGAAAGAUACCACAUUUCCCAGAAUGCCUUGCGCGGAGGCAGCCGGCAGCCCGGUCACAUGACUCUGCAGGUCAGCUGUGAUUGGUGCUUUAUUUUGAAGGGGGGGCGGGGCUUCUAUCAUAUAGAGCUGUGAUGUCAUCAGUACUCACCUUCUGCUGUGAUUCUCUACAGUAAUAAAAAACUAUGACAUAA